Molecule: messenger RNA, 1329 nt
Organism: Exophiala spinifera
Lineage: Eukaryota; Fungi; Ascomycota; Eurotiomycetes; Chaetothyriales; Herpotrichiellaceae
Exons: 2
Coding region: 1-1329 (442 amino acids)
Molecular function (GO): monooxygenase activity; oxidoreductase activity, acting on paired donors, with incorporation or reduction of molecular oxygen
Source: RefSeq, a predicted model, not a curated record
AUGUCUACAACAAAGCAACUGCAUCUUACCGCUUUCAUGCGGCCGGUGAGCCUGCACACCGGUGCCUGGAGAUAUCCAGGGGCAUUCCCAGACGCCAACUUCAAUCUAGGUCAUCUCAAGUCAUUUAUCAAGGCCCUGGAGGAUGCCAAAUUUGAUGCCUUCUUCUUGGCAGACCAUCUGGCUGUCCUCAAUAUGCCUGUCGAAGCGCUCAAGCGAAGCCAUACAGUGACGUCUUUCGAGCCUUUCACUCUGCUUUCGGCACUUUCGGUCGAAACAGAGAGAAUCGGGCUGGCAGCGACCGCUUCUACAACAUAUGAAGAGCCUUACCAUGUUGCCCGCCGCUUUGCUUCAUUGGAUCAUCUCAGCAAUGGCCGAGCAGCCUGGAAUAUUGUCACCACUGGAAACCCUGAAUCCUCGAAGAACUUCAGCCGCGACGAGCACAUGGAACAUAGCGACAGAUACAAGCGAGCCCGGGAGUUCUAUGACGUAGUGACUGGGCUUUGGGAUAGUUUUGCCGACGAUGCUUUUGUACGUGAUCAACAAACUGGUACCUACUUCGACCCGGAAAGGCUGCACGUUUUGAACCACAGGGGCAACGAAUUUCAAGUCAGAGGACCCCUCAACAUUGCUCGGCCUGUUCAAGGAUGGCCUGUGAUCGUCCAAGCCGGGCAGUCGGAACCCGGAAAGCAGCUCGCUGCUGAGACAGCAGAAGCCGUAUUCUGCUCGCCUCGCGAUCUAGCAUCUGCGAAGACUCUUUACGAAGACAUCAAGGGGCGGGCCACGGCCGCUGGUCGGGAACGUAGCCAUAUCAAGAUUUUGCCCGCUGCCUUUAUCGUCAUUGGAGAUACCAUCGAGGAGGCAAAGUCAAAGCGACUGAAGCUUGAUAGUCUGGUUCAUUAUGAUAGUGCCAUCGCAUCGUUGUCUAUCGCAUUGGGAUCUGACGCCUCUGGCUUUGAUCCGGAUGGACCGCUGCCGACAGAUAUUCCCGAUACCAAUGCUAGCAAGACUGGGCGGGCUGGCGUGUUGAAACUGGCACAGGAUGAGAACUUGACUGUACGGCAACUCGCUCAGCGUUAUGGCGGAUAUUCUGGGCUUGCUUUCGUUGGCACACCGGAGUCUGUGGCUGACGAGAUGCAAACUUGGCUUGCAGAAGAAGCUGCUGAUGGAUUCACCGUCGCUUUUCCCUUCUUGCCACAAGGGCUUGAGGAUGUCACACAACGCCUGAUUCCUGAAUUGCAGCGUCGUGGUAUCUUCCGACGUGAAUAUCAGGGGUCAACUUUGAGGGAGCAUCUCGGUCUUCCCAGACCAAGUAAUCGCUUUUUCACAUGA